UUCAAUAUUCUCUCUCUAAAACAGAGAGAAAACACGAUACAACAUCUCAACAUUCUCUUUCGGUUCUCUCAAACACCUCCUUCGUCAUUUUCGUCUUCUUGUGUUAUCAUCACCAUCUCCGUUGCUAUCUUCGAAUUUAGAUUUUCAAGAUUUAAUGGCUCCAAGGAAAAGAAGAGCAACAAUUUCUAUUAUUUCUAAAAAUACAAGAAGGCGAAUUAGUAAAUAGAGACAAGUAGAAGAAGAAAAAGAAGAAAGCAUAAGAUUGGAGCUGUCUAUAGGAGAAGAUGGAAGUACAAGGUUGGAGAAGUCUAUAGAAGAAGAAGGAAGCACAUGGCUGGAGAAGUCUACGGAAGAAAAAACGAAGAAACAGGUGAAACAGAUGCUUUUUCCACUAAUGCAGAUGCCUCAAAUGAUAAAUCCAAAAGUAAUAAAAAUGUAGAAGGUGAAAAUAGAGGAUUCAGGGAUGAACAGAGAACGAAACACCGGCAUGAUACACCUAUCUUGGAGAAGGAGACAUAUCAUACUGUCGAGUCCUCUCCGGCCAGUCCUUCACCUGAUACCUCACUUGUCAAGCCUAUUAGGUAUUCGUAUUACAGCUUUGAGACACUGAUUGAAAGGUAUCCAAGUUUGAUGGGCUCUGUUAAUGUUAAGUCUAGAUUGGGUGAUUCUUUUUUUGAGUUUAGAAAGAUUUUAGAAGUUAAAAAUUUAACGAAGUUCUUUAAAUCUUCGAUUUUUGGGAAGUACUUAAACUUACCUAACAAUAUCAAUAUAAGAUUUCAAAUGAAUUUAGUUUACCAAAUUCUUCAACAUAAAAUUAUAAGUCACAGAAAAGAGGAAGUUUGGAUAAACUAUUGUGGCAUGCCGGUUUGUUUUGGCAUAAGGGAGUUUGCGAUCAUCACUGGCUUGAAUUAUCAUUUACCAGUUGUGUAUGGUGAAGAAAAAAUGUCAACUUAGACGUUGAGAAGGAGACAACAAAUUAUUGAUUUGGUGGAAAAAACUUGCAAAGAUAAGGAGUUGAUUGAACACAUCAAAUCUGAGGAUGUUCGUAAAAGUGUAAAGAAGUCAUUGUGCUUGCUCUAUUUUGUGCAUAAUUUUCUUUGUGCAAAAGAUUUGAACACGAAACUUCCGUCUGAAUGGGUUUUUCUCUCAGCUGGUAGAGAUGCAUUUUCUACCUAUCUAUGGGGGCGUGUAAGUUAUGAUCUUACAAUUGAGUACCUAUUGAAGGCGAUCAAUCUAAAUGUGAAGACCUCCAAUCUUUAUGGCUUUCCAUGGGCUUUUAUAGUAAAUUUUAUUUUAUUUCAUGUUUCUUUUUUUAAUUA
Messenger RNA from Capsicum annuum, 1319 nucleotides. RefSeq lists its product as uncharacterized. Bases 331 to 954 code for a protein of 207 amino acids. The transcript has 2 exons. NCBI's taxonomy places the organism in Eukaryota, Viridiplantae, Streptophyta, Magnoliopsida, Solanales, Solanaceae. The record is from RefSeq and is a predicted model, not a curated record.